This is a messenger RNA of Manis javanica (Malayan pangolin), 1894 nucleotides long. Lineage: Eukaryota; Metazoa; Chordata; Mammalia; Pholidota; Manidae. The record is from RefSeq and is a predicted model, not a curated record.
CUCCAGGAUGCCAUGCCCUCCCCCGGGAGGAAAGCAGAGAUGGUCAUCUAGGCCUCCUUCUCUUUUGACCUCUCCUUUUUCGUUCCUUCCUUUGCUCGGUGUCUCUGGUUCAUCUCCCCCUGUCUCUAGCAAUUUGGUGCACAGUAGAGCGGCGGGGGCCUCAGCUGGGGACCGGAGCGCCUGCGGGGCGGGCGGAGGCGAGGGUCUGCCCACUGGAAGGGCCCCGCGCACCUCCGGCCCAUGCUCCGGCGGGCAGCGAGCUUGAACAUCUGGGGCUGGCCUGGGGCGGCAGGGUCUUGUGCGCGGUUGGCGCGGCCGCUGCGCCGGGCCGGAGGGUGAGGCCGCGCUGCGGAGCGGGGAUAGAGCUGGCACCUCCAGAUCAGAUCCGUGGCGCCUAGGGGGCCGCCGCGAUGCCAGGCGAAAAUAUCUUCCUGUUCGUGCCUAACCUCAUCGGUUAUGCCCGGAUUGUCUUCGCCAUCAUUUCUUUCUACUUCAUGCCCUGCUGCCCCCUCACGGCCUCCUCCUUCUACUUGCUCAGCGGACUUUUGGACGCUUUCGAUGGACACGCUGCUCGAGCCCUUAAUCAAGGGACCCGGUUUGGGGCCAUGCUGGACAUGCUGACGGACCGCUGCUCCACCAUGUGUCUGCUGGUCAACCUGGCCCUGCUGUACCCUCGUGCCACCCUUCUCUUCCAGCUCAGCAUGAGCCUGGAUGUGGCCAGCCACUGGCUGCACCUCCAUAGUUCUGUGGUCCGAGGCAGUGAAAGUCACAAGAUGAUUGACCUGUCUGGAAAUCCAGUGCUUCAGAUCUACUACACCUCCAGACAGCCUUUUUUGCUGUUUGUGCAGCCUGCUCUGUUUAUCCUGUGUGCUGGGAACGAACUUUUCUACUGCCUCCUCUACUUGCUCAAUUUUUCCGAGGGACUUUUAGUUGGCUCUGUGGGUCUCUUCCGAAUGGGUCUCUGGAUCACUGCCCCCAUUGCUUUGCUGAAGUCUGUCAUCAGUGUCAUCCACCUGGUCACAGCUGCUCGAAACAUGGCUGUCCUGGAUGCAGCAGACCGUGCCAAGAAGAAGUGACCCUGGAACCUCCAGCCCCUGGCUGUCCACCUGCCCUGGGAGUCUCACGGUACCACGAGGGUCCCCUCUCCCUCCCAGGAGGUCCCACUCUCAUGUCUUCCUAACAUGUUAUCCAACAUGCUGGGAACGGGGUAACCCUCUCUGGGGAUGUCAUGUUCUCCAUAAUCCUGAAGACCAUUCCCAUCCCUGUGAUCCCCAAGGACCUGGACUUCAAAUAGGAAAGAUGUUCUGGUGGCCCCACCCAUAAGGGCAGUGCUCCUGGGGCACCAAGAGGCCUGAGGACUGGCAUUGUCACACAUGCUGGCUCAGCGCUGGGGUCUGGCUUGACCUGAGACUUCAGGGACACGAGUGUGAGGGAGAUUGGGCAGGGGCCAGGCUUCGCAAGAGGCAGGGAGUCGGACCUCUGCUCCUGGCCCGAGGAAGCCUGCAGGUGCCAAGGCCAGAAGAAAAGGGGCUGUCUGGAACCUUUCCCACUAUAGCCCUCUCUGUCCAGUCUGUCUUGACUGAAAGCCUAGAUAAUAAAGGCAGGGCUUCACUAUCCUGGGCUUGGUUUCCUUUGAGAUACUCUGGGUUGAGGGAAGACUGGGGGAAAAGGGAUAUCCAUCUGGAUGCUUUUACCCCGGUUGUUCACUCGCUGACUCCUUGCCACCUAAGCUGUUGCCAUGUCCUCAUUGCUCUACUGCUUUAUUUUCUGACACUGGCCGUCCAUAUUUAUCGGUGUGCCUGACGUUUUCCACCCCCCCACAGAAUGUAAACUGAAAGCACAGACUUUUCUUGUUCCUUCUCUAUCCCUGCAAUAAAGGUUAACCUUAACCUGG